CCUUUGGCUCGCGCCGGCCCCGCCCCCCGCGACCCGGAACCUUGCUCACUGUUGAGAGGUCUCCGGGUAGCAGUGCAGUAUUGUCACCUGACUCCGGUCUCAGUCCUUCAUGGCUGCCGCGCUGCUCGCCCGAGCCUGCGGCCCUGUCCGCGGAGCUCUCUGGCCUCGGGACUGUCGUCGCUUGCAUACCAUCUUCCAGUCUGUGGAACUGCCUGAGACAUACCAGAUGCUGCGUCAGACAUGCCGGGAUUUUGCCGAGAAGGAGCUGGUUCCCAUUGCAGCCCAGGUGGACAAGGAACAUCGCUUCCCGGAGGCUCAGGUGAAGAAGAUGGGCGAGCUGGGGCUCAUGGCCAUGGAUGUGCCCGAGGAGUUAAGUGGUGCCGGCCUGGAUUACCUGGCCUACACCAUCGCCAUGGAGGAGAUCAGCCGGGGCUGCGCCUCCACCGGAGUCAUCAUGAGUGUCAACAAUUCUCUCUACUUGGGACCUAUCCUGAAGUUUGGCUCCAAGGAGCAGAAACAGCAGUGGAUCACUCCUUUCACCAGUGGUGACAAAGUUGGCUGCUUUGCCCUCAGUGAACCAGGGAACGGCAGCGACGCGGGGGCUGCUGCCACCACCGCCCAGGCAGACCAUGACUCGUGGGUCCUGAGUGGCACCAAAGCCUGGAUCACCAACGCCUGGGAGGCCUCGGCCGCCGUGGUCUUCGCCAGCACGGACAGAUCCUUGCAGAACAAGGGCAUCAGCGCCUUCCUGGUUCCCAUGCCGACGCCUGGGCUCACGCUAGGGAAGAAAGAGGACAAGCUGGGCAUCCGGGCCUCAUCCACCGCCAACCUCAUCUUUGAGGACUGUCGCAUCCCCAAGGAGAACCUGCUGGGGGAGCCUGGCAUGGGCUUCAAGAUCGCCAUGCAAACCCUGGACAUGGGCCGCAUCGGCAUUGCCUCUCAGGCCCUGGGCAUUGCCCAGGCCGCCCUGGACUGUGCUGUGAACUAUGCUGAAAACCGCAGGGCCUUUGGGGUGCCGCUCACCAAGCUCCAGGGCAUCCAGUUCAAGUUGGCGGACAUGGCCUUGGCCCUGGAGAGUGCCCGGCUGCUGACCUGGCGCGCUGCUAUGCUGAAGGAUAAUAAGAAGCCAUUCAUCAAGGAGGCGGCAAUGGCCAAGCUGGCUGCAUCGGAGGCUGCAACUGCCAUCACCCACCAGGAAUGGCGAGUCUUCUCCCUCCUGAGACCCUGCUUUCCACUUUAGGCCAUGCAGAUCUUGGGUGGCAUGGGCUAUGUGACAGAGAUGCCUGCUGAGCGGCACUACCGUGACGCCCGCAUCACUGAGAUUUACGAAGGCACCAGUGAGAUCCAGAGGCUGGUGAUCGCCGGGCACCUGCUCAAGAGCUACAGGAGCUGAGCCCUCUGUAGGGCCAACCAGUGCCCUCCGGAGGCAGGGCUGGCCUGAGGGUCACGGGAGAGGCGGCGGAGCCAUGUGCCUUUACCCUGACUCCAAGUCAGGGGGCCACGCCUCCUCUUGCCAGGACUCCCCCAGAACCCAGCCCUUCUGGGUGGACCUGCCACUCUCACCCUCAUCCACCCGGGAAUAGACUGCCAGGGAGCACAUCUCAGAGGAAGGAAAGGUGGGCCUGUGACCUGGCCUGAGGACCCCCAUCUUCAGCUCAGUUUCUUGGCUUUGCUCCCUCUCACCAUCACCUGUGCCUUAUUUUCUUCAUCUGGAGGCAGGGCCGUGGAAAGAGCGAAAUUAUCACUCAGGGACUCCCCAGCUCUGUUCUUUGUGUCCUGGUGCUCAGCAUGAGACCCAGGUGUGACUGCUUUUGGCAGUGUCUGCUUUUUCCCCUGAGGUCAGAGUUCGGGAGGAGUAGUUUGGGGGCCAGAAUGACCAGGCUUCAAAGCAGCAGAAAUUGUGUUCUCAGGCCUCUGGCAGUCUUGGGGUUGGAUCAUUGUGGAAGCUGCCCUGCCCUGCGCCCCUUUAACCUUUUUUUGUCAGGUGUAAAUAAGUGAUUGGGGCCAGUCACAUGUGGGAACUAAGUAAUAAAGCAUACCUGUCCCUAAUUGUCA
Messenger RNA from Sus scrofa (pig), 2055 nucleotides. It is a transcript of the gene ACADS, whose product is annotated as acyl-CoA dehydrogenase short chain. Gene Ontology annotation, cellular component: mitochondrion. Gene Ontology annotation, molecular function: short-chain fatty acyl-CoA dehydrogenase activity; flavin adenine dinucleotide binding. Gene Ontology annotation, biological process: butyrate catabolic process; fatty acid beta-oxidation using acyl-CoA dehydrogenase. The record is from RefSeq and is a predicted model, not a curated record. Lineage: Eukaryota; Metazoa; Chordata; Mammalia; Artiodactyla; Suidae.